GGAGAAUUCACGAACCCAAAGCCGCUGCGAGCAAUCACCCAAAACGGCGUGCCGUACAGCCGCCGUGCACCGCCGCCGCCGCCAACGCCAUCCCCCUCUCCGCCAUUGCUUCACCACUCACAGGACAUCCUAGAAUUUACAAUCCUCUCUCCGCAUGCGUGAACCGGGGAGCUAACCCGCUCGCGGAUCCCUCCUCGCUUCGCCAGACGCGACCCGCGAUGCAUCGAGCGAUGCGGCUGCGCUGCCUCCUGCGCCCUCCGAUGUCGUGGGAGCCCUUCUCCCUCUCCACCCCGGCGACCGUCGGCGGCGGCGCCGGGAGGUUUGGCGCGCCCGAUGGGUUACGGAGGCUGGGUGCGCCGCACCAGCCGUUCAGCGGAAGGCAGCGGUUUAGCCGGUUUUAUAGCUCGAAGGAGGGUGUUGGAAGCGCGGAGACGACGGCUGGGAGCGGUGGUGGUAGCGGUAGCAGCAGCAGCCAGCAGGAGCACGCGCGGCUCGGGGAGAAGGACCAACAGGAGUGGCUGAACGGCGAGCGGUUCCUCACCGGCUGCAAGAGGCAGGAGACACCGUUCCUCACCAAACGGGAGCGCUUCCGCAACGAGUUUCUGCGCCGCGCCGUGCCAUGGGAGAAGAGCAGUCUCUCCUGGGGCAACUUCCCCUACUACGUCGAUAAGAAUGCGAAGCAGCUGCUGACUGAGUGUGUAGCAUCACACCUGCGGCACAAGGAUGUUGCUUUGGAUUAUGGCUCUCGGCUGCAGUCAUCUGGUGGGAGGAUAUUGCUUCAGAGCUUGCCAGGAACUGAGCUUUACCGGGAGAGGUUUGUAAGAGCGCUUGCCCACGAGUUACGUGUGCCAUUCUUGGUUUUGGACAGCAGUGUUCUAGCUCCAUAUGAUUUUGGUGAAGAUUGUUCAGAGAACGAGGAAGAGGAUGAUCAGGCGGAAUCAGAAGAUGAAGGCUCAGAAUCAGAAGUGGAAGAUGAAGAAGAUUCAACAAGCAGCAAUGAAGCCAAGUCUGGGUCAAGUGAUACCGAGGAAGCUAUUAAAUCAAUUGAAGAAGACCUCAAGAAGCUAGUUCCACAGACUCUGGAGGAAUUUGCCAAGAGAGUUGUUGGCGCACAAGAAAAUUCUUCAGCAGCAGAAUCCUCUGGCAAUGCUGAGUCACCUGAAGAAGAUAAAAGGCCUCUCCAAAAGGGUGAUAGGGUCAAGUAUGUUGGAGCGUCAGUACUUGUUGAAGCAGACCACAGGAUCAUUUUGGGUAAAAUACCUACUCAAGAGGGAGCAGCAAAUGCCUAUACCUUUAUUAGCGGCAGAACUUUAUCAAAUGGCCAGCGUGGGGAGGUAUAUGAGAUCAAUGGCGAUCAAGUGGCUAUUGUAUUUGACCCUCUUGAGAAGAAGCUGGCUGAUGGUAAACAAAAUGAAGCUAACAAAGAGCAAGAUGCUAAACCAUCAGUUUACUGGGUUGACAGUAUGGUUCUACUCCCAAGCGUCUAUAGCUACUUUCAGCUUGUCUACUCUGCAAAUUUAACAUUGUUUUUCCUUGCACAUUUAGCUCAGGAUAUUGAGCAUGACCAUGAUAUGGAGGCAGAAGAUUGGCAUAUCGCGAUCGAAGCAUUUUGUGAGGCACUGCCAUCUCUACAGCCAGCCAUUGUUUACUUUCCAGACAGUUCACAGUGGCUGUCUAGGGCUGUUCCAAGAUCAAACCACAGAGAGUUUAUUGAAAAGUUAGAGGAAAUUUUUGACCAGCUUAAUGGGCCUUUAGUGUUGAUAUGUGGACAGAACAUACUCGAGGCAGCACCCAAGGAUAAAGAUCCGAAGGCGAUGGUAUUUCACAAUCUCGCUCGCCUGUCUCCACUGACAUCAUCCUUGAAGCGGCUGGUAGGGGGACUAAAAGGGCGGAAGCGUUCAAGAUCUAGUGACAUAUCAAAGCUCUUUGGAAAUAGAUUUUUUAUUCCUGUUCCAAAAGACGACGAGCAACUGAGAGUUUUUAAUAACCAGAUUGAGGAGGACAGAAAAAUAAUCAUUUCAAGGCAUAACCUUGUAGAAUUGCACAAGGUGUUUGAAGAGCAUGGGCUGUCAUGUGAAGAUCUUUUGCAUGUCAAGUUAGAGGGCAUUGUUUUGACAAAACAAAGAGCAGAGAAGGUCGUUGGAUGGGCUAGAAGUCACUACUUGUCAUCAGCUAUUCAUCCUUCCAUAAAGGGGGACAGGCUAAUCAUGCCCCGUGAGAGUCUGGACAUAGCAAUCAGGAGGCUAAAGGAGCAGGAGGCUUUGAGUGAAAAGCUCUCGGAAAACAUGAAGAUUUUGGCCAAAGAUGAUUUUGAGCGCAAUUUCAUUUCAGCUGUUGUACCUCCCCAUGAGAUUGGAGUUAAAUUUGAUGAUAUUGGUGCUCUUGAGGAUGUCAAGAAGACACUGGAUGAACUUGUUACUCUUCCGAUGAGGCGACCAGAGCUUUUCUCGCAUGGGAACUUGUUAAGGCCUUGCAAAGGAAUAUUGCUUUUUGGGCCUCCUGGAACAGGGAAAACACUUUUGGCAAAGGCACUUGCAACAGAAGCAGGAGCAAAUUUUAUCAGCAUAACCGGUUCCAGUCUCACAUCAAAGUGGUUUGGAGACGCUGAGAAGCUCACCAAAGCCCUUUUCUCCUUUGCAAGCCGACUAGCCCCUGUCAUCAUAUUUGUGGAUGAGGUUGACAGUUUACUUGGUGCAAGAGGUGGCACAUUUGAGCAUGAAGCAACGAGAAGGAUGCGGAAUGAAUUUAUGGCAGCUUGGGAUGGUCUAAGGUCCAAAGAGAAGCAAAGGAUUCUUAUUCUUGGUGCAACAAACCGUCCAUUCGAUCUUGAUGAUGCAGUAAUACGUCGUUUGCCUAGGAGAAUAUAUAUCGAUCUUCCGGAUGCGCAGAAUCGAAUGAAAAUUCUUAAGAUUUUACUUGCCAAAGAAAAUCUAGAGUCUGAAUUUGGAUUUGACGAACUAGCCAAUGCAACCGAAGGUUACUCUGGGAGUGACUUGAAGAACCUGUGUAUAGCUGCAGCAUACAGGCCAGUUCAUGAACUGCUAGAAGAAGAAAAGAAAGUGGGGGCUGUCGGUAGUAUGGAAACUUAUUUAAGGCCAUUAAAGUUGGAUGACUUUGUCCAAGCAAAAGCCAAGGUGAGCCCAUCCGUCGCUUUCGAUGCUACCAGCAUGAACGAGUUAAGAAAAUGGAACGAACAGUAUGGUGAAGGCGGCAGCAGGAGCAAAUCGCCAUUUGGGUUCGGCAGCUAACAUACAUCGUAGUGAUUUUUCCACAUUGUAUCAUCUGUAGCAUCAGUGUGCUCUUGUCUAGCAAUAGGAAUGAAAUCAGCAGCAUCAUAUUCCUCGUUGCUUCUAUGACAACCUUUUUGCCUGUAGCUGCCAAUCUGCUCAUUUCUACUUGCAUAGGGCAGUCAGUCUGCUCAUUUCUACACUUUUUUGACCCACCUAGAACAUAUUUAAGCAGAUGAAUGUCCCAGCAUCAAUAUUGCCGCAUAAGCGAGCACCAAAUGUUCAUGGGCCUGUUCUAUACAGCGCCCCCCUUUCGACUGUUGUAACCCUGAUCGAACUGUAAAUAGCUCAAGAUAUUCUCACCCAGAAAACGACAGGGUACCAUUUUAACAUAAAUGCCAUGUCCUUUUUGUUGUGUUUCAA
Messenger RNA from Brachypodium distachyon (stiff brome), 3650 nucleotides. RefSeq lists its product as uncharacterized. Lineage: Eukaryota; Viridiplantae; Streptophyta; Magnoliopsida; Poales; Poaceae. Gene Ontology annotation, molecular function: ATP hydrolysis activity; ATP binding. The record is from RefSeq and is a predicted model, not a curated record. The transcript has 23 exons. Gene Ontology annotation, cellular component: mitochondrial outer membrane. Bases 219 to 3248 code for a protein of 1009 amino acids.